UCGUCAUCGUGUCCGGCGUUCUUUCCUUUUUCCUUUGUCGUCAAAUGGCACAAACAGGCUCUUUGCUGCAUUAUAGAAGUCACCAACACUUCAGAAAUCGGUUGGUACUGUCGAUAUUGAGCGGGAAGCCAGUGCGAAUCGACAAAAUACGCUCAGACGACAAAAAUCCUGGUCUUCGGGAUUUCGAAAUAAGUCUUCUCAGGUUACUGGAGAAGGUCACUAAUGGGACCAUAAUCGAAAUAUCAAUAACCGGUACUGCUAUCUUACUGAAGCCCGGUAUUAUAUCUGGAGGUCCAUUGGUUCAUGAUUGCCCUCUGUCACGAUCCAUUGGCUAUUUCCUUGAGCCCAUCAUCAUGUUGGCGCCCUUUUCCAAAAAACCUCUCCAGCUCACUUUGAGAGGAAUAACGACCGACGAACACGACCUUUCCGCAGAUCUGAUACGGACGGUGACGCUGCCUCAUUUGCAGCUCUUUGGUCUCACUGAUGGCGUGGAAUUACGGAUUAAAAAGCGAGGUGCGGCUCCCGCUGGUGGCGGCGAGGUUCAAUUUCUGUGCCCAAUAGUCAAGCAGGUUAAGACUCUUGACUUCGUGGAGCCGGGAAAAAUAAAACGAAUACGCGGUAUAGCACACGCUGUCCGCGUGAGCCCACAAUUUUCCAAUCGAAUGAUAGAGGCGUGCCGCUCUGUCAUAAAUCGAUAUAUUCCUGAUAUAUAUCUCUAUUCAGACGUCUACAAAGGCGACGAGAGUGGAAAAUCUCCAGGUUAUGCGUUGACGCUUUUGGCUGAGUCGACGACUUCGGCAAUCCAUUGUUCGGAGGCGAUCUCUCGACCAGGAGUAACACCAGAGGAGAUAGCACUGGAAGCUUCUCGUUCCCUCUUAGCAGAGAUUGAAAGGGGAGGUUGUGUCGACCAAAAGCACCAGACGUUCGUCCUAAUGAUGAUGGUGCUCGGUAGUGAAGAUGUUGGGCGCUGCCGGAUGAGUGAACCAACACCCCGGACGAUACAAUUUCUGCGAGACAUCCGUGAUUUCUUUGGCACAUCGUUUAAAAUCGUCCCUACAGAUCCUACAGACCCUGACUGUUCACAGCUGUUAUAUUCGUGUUAUGGGACUGGGUAUGUGAACGCCAACCGGACAAUCGCAUGAAUGUUGCCAUUUCGUACUGUAUCUAUAUGUUGUAGUUCUAGACCGGUCAUAAUUCAUCACCAUAGUACCCUUUCAUGCU
Messenger RNA from Guyanagaster necrorhizus, 1221 nucleotides. RefSeq names its product 18S rRNA biogenesis protein. Gene Ontology annotation, cellular component: nucleolus. Gene Ontology annotation, molecular function: RNA endonuclease activity. The transcript has 8 exons. The record is from RefSeq and is a predicted model, not a curated record. Gene Ontology annotation, biological process: ribosome biogenesis; endonucleolytic cleavage of tricistronic rRNA transcript (SSU-rRNA, 5.8S rRNA, LSU-rRNA). NCBI's taxonomy places the organism in Eukaryota, Fungi, Basidiomycota, Agaricomycetes, Agaricales, Physalacriaceae. The coding region runs from base 45 to 1142 and encodes 365 amino acids.